Molecule: messenger RNA, 687 nt
Organism: Plasmodium inui San Antonio 1
Lineage: Eukaryota; Apicomplexa; Aconoidasida; Haemosporida; Plasmodiidae
Exons: 3
Coding region: 1-687 (228 amino acids)
Source: RefSeq, a predicted model, not a curated record
AUGGAGGACAGCCAACCAAGCGACGUCACGUACGUCCUGCACAACUCCACCCUGUACCUCCUACUCUACGCCGUAGUGCAACUGGGACAGUGGCUCCUACGGAUCGUGUGGGCAAACAAGCUAGUCAAGACAUCCUUCCUCAAGUACCACCGGAAAAUUAAAAAGUACUACUGUCAAUACACAAAGUCACCAGAGUACCAGGACAUUACGAAGCAAAUAGAAACAGUCCAAAAGAAAAUUAAAAAAUACAAAAAACUGAUAGAGGCAAAUAAAAAGUCAAACAAAAAUAUGAAUGAAUAUGACUUGUUAAUAUUAAAUGGGAAAUACACGAGGAAGAUUUUGAAGGAAGAAAAAAAUAUGAAUGACUUAAGAAAUUUAUUGGAGCAGGAGAAUCCAGGAGACUAUUUGUUCCAUACAUGCGAUGUCAUUUCGUCACUGGUGACGUCCACCGGUUCCUUCGUCAACAUCGUGCGCACACAGAUAACGGUCGCCCUGCUGUUCCUCUCCCUGAAGUACCUUUCCUGCAGAAACUCGCAGGUGCCCUACGUGCCAGCCGAAACGGACCUCUGGUUCGGAGAGCACUUUAAGAUCGUCUCCACAGAACCUCUCAAGUUUGUUUGUGAAAUCGGACGUAAAGUUGAAAGCGGCUUAAUUCUACGUAGAGUUAUCCCCGUGGAGAGCAACUAA